UUUCGCCUCAUUGCUCCUUCGAACGCAUCGCCGAAUCAUUGAUUUAUCACCAUCUCCUAAUAAAGACUACACAGUAAUGCUCGUGGUGUUUCGGGGGCAUGAUAGAGCGAGCGACAUCAUGUCUCAACGCCGGAGUUCGACAGCCCGAAUCUCGUCGAUGCGUCCAACGAGCUCUCGGUAGCAAGCGCAUGCUGCAUUCGACUUUCUGGCACCACCAUGGCGCGAACCACUUCGAAUUACCGCCUUUCGCACUCGCAGAAAAAAGCCCGGUGUCCAGCCCAAGUUCGAACACUCCCUACUCACAGCGAAGGGGUAAAUCGCGAGCUCAAUCAUUCAUCACGUGCCCAAAUACUGAACCGGGACUCUUUUUGGAAUUCCUGUAUCCCCCUCAAGCACUUGCAUAUCUGAAUCGCGUCCACUCAUCGACAAGUCCCGUCGGACCAACGCGUGACCGAUGGGAUCAUCGAGGUGUCCGUCGGCCCCAUGAGGGUCGCCUGCAAGCUGCGAGGGGCUAUGCAUCCAAGACUUCCCCAUCAAAAGAGAGAAUCGUGGAUGAGAAUGGAGAGAAAGAGAAAGACCGUAAUGUUGUGGACGAGAACAAGCGAGAGCAGGACGCAUUCUUCCAAAAGUCAAAGAAGGACAUCGAAGAUAGCCGCGAACGUGAUUUGUUGCAGGAAAUGCCGGAUGGAAUUGGUGACGCGGAUGACCCGGGAGAUGCGUUUCCGGGAACCGAGUUGGAUUCCUUCCUAGAGUCGAAGCAGAAACAGGCGCAAGUCUCGACGACGGAGGUGUCGCAAGAUAGAGAGGCCUUAAGAGACGAGGCUAGUAUUGGGAGCGCAGAAGGAGAGGAGGAGGAUGCGUUUGCCGGCAUAGAUUUUGAUUCUCUUCCGUCGUCGAGAGGGAAAAAAGACAAGAAAAAGAAAGAGAAAAAGAACGUUCGCAGGAGAGGGCAGGGGUGGACAGAGCAGCCAAUAAGUAUGACUGAGGCACUCGCCAACGACAUGCGCGACUUUGAUACAGGUCGAACGGAAGCAGAAGGUGCUGGAGAAUCUCCGCUUGCGGCCGAGGAACCGGAAAUGAUACUCAAGACUCCGAUCGAAAUUGACGAUCAGACAACGUGGCCAGGGGAAGAUGUCGCCACCAUGAGAGACCUUCGGCGCAUUGUUUCUCGCAAGCCUGGAUUGAGAUUGGCCGAAGACGAUGUCCUGCCAGAAGGAAACGCUCUCGAAGCAGCCAUGGGAGUAUACAACAGGUUGCAGUCCCCAGCAAAGCCCUCUCCGACCGUGUCGUUAUUGACCGACGCACUUCUCAAUUGGUUGAAAGAACACAAACGGACUGAGGCUGAUGCUCACUUCAUAUCCGUCUGGAAUAGUGCCCCGACGACUGAGCGAAGUCAUAAAACAUUCGAGAACGCUCUAGUGGUAUUUAGAAGACAGGAGCAACCUCUGAGGCCCUUGCAUGAUGCGAUGUUUGAAGCAUUCCCUGUCAAGCCGCAACUGCACUCGGAAGCUUUCAGACUGGCAUUUGAAGACAAUGACUGGGAUUUGGCCUUCCAUAUCCACACUGAGGCCUUGGCACUUGGUCCUCCCGCUGAUAACGAAAAGCUGCAAGGUCAGUUGUUCCACUGCCUCGGAGGAAGCUUGACCGACGAAGACAGGAAUAAGAUUCUGAGUGUCAAGGAAUGGGUUCGAAACUCAGGUGUCUCAAGUGUGGAUGCUGAGAUGCAGAAUACUCAGAAUGAAAACCAUCAAGACCUUGACGGCGAACGAAAGUCAUUCGCAAGCUCGCUGUGUCAGUUCGUUGCAACAGAAGUAAGCAUACGACUAUUGAGUAAAGGCUUCUAUCUCAAGGCGGACGAUCCUCAGCUUGAUAAAAAAACCAGUUCUUAUCGUGGGCGACGAACGGCGUAUUAUUGGCAGGAUCAGCGCAUCAUUGCAGCCAAGAAAUUCGUGACCGAUUUGCUUGAUUACAUCUUCUCUGUCAGUCCUGCCGUCGUGGGAACUUCGUUUGCCGAAAGGACAAUGGCAAGCCUGCUUUCUCUCUCAGAGAAGAGAGACGACCCUGAGGUAUAUGAGAUCUUGGCCAAGUUCUACCUGUCAUAUCGGAAAUCGCCUACAGCACACCCCCCCGAGAGUCUCCUAUACCCUCUUCUGGGCCGCUCGAUUCGAUGGGAAAAAAGCUCCGCUCGGAGUGAAGACAAUCAUCUGCCUCUGGCCAUCGUCAUCGACGAUUGGCUACGCUUCCACACGAAAUUCUCUCGUGAAGCCUUCAAAGCGAUCAUCAGGCAUUACGCAGAGAUGGAAAAGCCUGACUUGGUCAACGAGUAUUUCAAUGCUUUCAUGCGGGAAUAUCCUCACAUAUCGUCUUGGGGACCAUCGAUGUGGCUUCUCGUGCAGCCGUAUGUUCGAUCCGGCAAUGUGACGCGCGCGGAGGAGGCCUUCCAGCGGCUCGUACAUCUAGCUCAGCCAUUCAAUUCUACGCCAAAUCGGUUCUGCUGGACAGCUCUGAUUCAUACCUAUGCCCGCGCAGACGACAUCACGAAGGCAUUCAAGGCUCUGCAGUUGAUGCAUCAAGCCUCUGAGGAAGAUCCGAAGCUCGCACCCACUGCGCAUGUAUUUCACGUUAUUUGCAACAUGCUCGCUCGGCGAGGCGACGUGGAUAACGUUCGAGCCCUGCUCAAACAACACGACGAGCUCACCGGCAUGAAGCGGACGACCCAUUUGAUCGGAAGUGAGAUUCUUGCACUACUCGAAAAUUAUCGCAUAGAAGAAGCCAAGGAGAUUCUGUAUGCUUCCGUGGCGGAUGGUCUGAAGGGCGAAGUGAAAGGUUCCCACACGCAGAAUUUCAAUCUCGUUAUCAUGUCUUUGGGCCAAGCUCGCGACCUCAGCGGCGCAGUUUCAGUCUACAAGGAGAUGAAAAAGUCGGGAGUUGCUCUCUCCGACCAUACUUACGCCGCCCUCAUUUACGCACUAUGCGGUACCAACAAUGAAGGGCUCGCCUUCGGCAUGCUCCGCUAUCUCAUGCCUAGGGAAGGCUUCAUGCCGACUUCCAUAAGCUGGUCCAUCGUGAUGAAGGCAUAUCUCAUCCGCGAGAGGUUUAGAGAGGUCGUCUGGAUGCACACUCACCUGCAGCGGACGAAUGUCAGGUCUGACAAGACGAUUGAACAGAUCUACCUCGAGGCGCGGACACAACUCGAGCUGAAAGCUGCAGGUUUGAGUGCUCCGAAGACAUGGAAAGGCAAUGGACCAGCUGUGCCUUUUGAGCGUAGUCGACCGGUAGCUGAGGAAAUGUUCCGUCUGAGUGAUUCUGAAGCGCGCACGAUAUGGCCCCCUAAAGAGCCGUCCGAUGGCGUCGAUGAAUCGUCUGAUCGACCUGCAUCCGGAGAGGAGAUCGAGACAGAAGAUCCGCCCGAGCCGGUCAGCGAACACCCAGAAAACACUCAACCCAUUUCCGCCGAUGAACCGUCAGCCGAAGUUCACUCCGCGACUGGUGAACAUUCGUUGGCAGAUGCCCAGUCCGAUUCGGCUGAUGAUGCGGUCGCAAAGACGCAACUGAAUGACGCUGCGGAAGUGCCAGCGAACGUUCGAUCUGAUACUGCUGAUAAGUCAGAUGGCGGUCUCUCGGACAGGACAAAACAAGAAGCGGAAGACAGCCAUUCUCAGGCCAACUCCGUAGUCGAAGAGUCCACCGAAGCAAAGCCGCCGGGCGGCGAAGUCUUUGGACCCUUCACGCUGGAGCAGUGGGAGCAGUUAGUGGAGCGGGUGACAGAGUCGAGGAGGCAAAUACGGUUAGCCGAAGUGCAGGAGGCUGAGGAGUUCGUGGUGGACUCAGUGCAGGACACGGCGGAUUUGCUACCUUUUGCAGACGGUUAUUCUUUUAGCAAAAACAGGCACGAUGUCAGAGCUGAAGCACUCCUGGCCAGGCAGCACUUCGACCACAUCCUCAAGGUCUACGGAGCCGAGAGGAGUCUCGAAGCCGCGAGGCAGUUGUUCGCUCGAUAUCUCGCUCAAGGUGUGGACCCUCCAAACGAGAUCCUUGCAUAUUUGAUGCGCGCUUUGAACAGGUUGCGCCAGCACAAGGAGGUCGAGUCUUGCUGGGAACUUGCCAAAGAGCAAGCCGACCGCAUGGUCGCGCCCGUCACGCUGCCCGUUCUACGACCUUUCGCAUCUCGAAGGGGCGAGGCGAACCGCACGACCUCUUCCGCCGAGUCGACACUGCACUCUUCCCAACCACAUCAAAAACCUGGAAAGUCAGGCUCCGUAGCCCAGACCAUCCAGGGCGGUCGUCGCCUCAUGCUCAGCCGCCCCGCCCUCUUCUACAUGAAGACCCUCGUCGACUCCGGCCGCAUCGCGGACGCCAUCAACCUCGUAACAAGCCUCAUCUCCGAAGGCUACAGCCUCGACAACAUGACCUGGAACGUCUUCAUCCGAUACCUCUGCUCCGGAACCCCGCCCUACACUCUGCUGGCCUUCCAACUCACCGAGCGCUUCCUGAUCCCAAACUUCCCAGGCUGGCUGGAUGAAUAUUGGCCGGUCCCCGACGAUCACGAACUCCGCACCGGCUUGCAACACAUCCGAGCGCGCUACAUCCGCGUCGACCACCUCAUGCCGCAAUACCAGACCUUCAUCUGCCUGAGCCGCGCCCUGCUCACCUUGCGUCGCGCGGAGUCCGUCGGCACGCAAUAUCUCGAAGCGCCCCAUCUCAUGGUGAAAGGAGUCAAUCUCGCGCGAUACGUCGGCCGUCUGAGACAGAUUCGCCAGAACGCCCCACGGACGCUUUACGCGGUGCAGUGCAUGCCAAAAUUGAACGACGAGUGGCAGAGGCAGUUGAGAAGGGAGGAUGAUGAUUUCGGGGACGAAGAUGGAUAUAUUCGUCCAAACCCUGGACCUUAUGCGUUUUAGAAACGGGGCAGGUUUUAGAGGAAACAACCACGACAUGGGUGUAACGAUUGUAUUACUACUACUGAAACGCCAUCUUGGCCACCAUCACCAACACCACGAUCGUUGUUAUGUUUUAGAUAUAUGUAUAGCGCGUUUUUGUGUAGCUUAGCGGGUUUGUAUUACUAUCACAUUUCUACAAUUCUCGAAUACUGGAAUACUUUUGUGAUCAUCCCAGUAAGGUGAAAUCGGCAUUUCUCCCCAAUCUAUCUCUACACAGCAUAAAAAUCUUCUACGUUCUCCUCCUCUUACCACCGCCAGCACCACCGCCCUCCCCACCAUCCUGAUUCCACCCCUU
Messenger RNA from Dissoconium aciculare CBS 342.82, 5235 nucleotides. RefSeq lists its product as uncharacterized. Gene Ontology annotation, molecular function: protein binding. The transcript has a single exon. The record is from RefSeq and is a predicted model, not a curated record. The coding region runs from base 99 to 4901 and encodes 1600 amino acids. NCBI's taxonomy places the organism in Eukaryota, Fungi, Ascomycota, Dothideomycetes, Mycosphaerellales, Dissoconiaceae.